Durio zibethinus is the source of this 2518-nucleotide messenger RNA. Its product is annotated as pathogenesis-related genes transcriptional activator PTI6-like. Gene Ontology annotation, biological process: regulation of DNA-templated transcription. Gene Ontology annotation, molecular function: DNA binding; DNA-binding transcription factor activity. The record is from RefSeq and is a predicted model, not a curated record. NCBI's taxonomy places the organism in Eukaryota, Viridiplantae, Streptophyta, Magnoliopsida, Malvales, Malvaceae.
UGGACAACCCAUUCUUUAGAGUUUAGGAGUCGUGGUCUAUGCUUUAAUUAAUUAAUUAAUUACCACGCUAGUUAAAACAUGGUGAGAUAACGGGAAAAUGAGGAAAAAUGGGAAAACGAGAAGAGUGACUUUCAAGUUUUCACAAGUCAAGUGAGGGCAGCUCGACUCAGUGUUUCCGUCUCCUUCCGGACAAUGACACAGAUUCCACAAGAUAAUAGUUUACAAAUUUAAUCACCUUACUCCCAACCAACGUCAAAAUGCCCCUAUAUAUACCUCUCUUGUUCUACUUCUUCUUCUUCUCAAUUCCUGGCUCUUUACUUCCUCGGUCUGUUUCUCUCUUUUUAUUUUUUUUCCAAACAAAAUCCACAUAUAAAAUUAUUAACUUCGCUUCAUUCUCACUCAAUUUCGGUGCGUGUAAAGUAUUAGUGUCAUUCCCUCCCAAACCCCGGUUCCAUACUUAGCAGUGUAGUGUGUCAACUCAAAAAUAUUGGUAGUCAUCAAGCUUAAGUUUUGGAAUUGGGAUCCAUGUUAGGACCCAGCCCAAGAAACUAUUUUGUUGCAGCCUCCUCCUUUACCCCAUGAUAAGCACGCAGUCGGAGUCCCACCACUCGUAUGCCGGUAUGUUCAAAUUCACAGAGCACGUCAUCACCUCCAUCAAACCUCCUCCACAACCAGCUAGAAAUAUCCCUCAAAAGGUUCUAAGAAUCAUCCUCACAGACGCAGAUGCCACCGAUUCUUCCAGUGACGAAGAACAUGAUGAGCAACCAACACCAACUAGAAGUCGAAUUAGACGCAUAAACACGGUAAGGAGAGUGAAAAGGCAUGUCAAAGAGAUCAACUUUCAACCACUAUUCCCAUCAUCAUCAGCCUCUACUACUAAGUUACCAGUCAAGCAACAACCAAGCACAAAAAGAGAAAGACCAUCCCCGCAAUCUGACGUCACUCGCUGUAAAAAGUUUAGAGGAGUUCGGCAGAGGGUCUGGGGACGCUGGGCAGCAGAGAUACGAGACCCCAACCAACGCAAACGGGUGUGGCUUGGCACUUUUGACACCCCUGAGGAAGCUGCCACCGCCUACGACAAAGCUGCCCUCUUGCUCAGGGGUCCAAACGCAGUCACCAACUUCUCUAUCCCAGUUUUGGAGGAAAAGGAAGCCCCAGUUGACCAAAGUCAAGGCGACGCCUUUGACUCCUCAACACCCUGCUGUUCUCCCUCUUCUUCCUCGUCUGUUCUGCGCUACGAGGAAUGGACGCCGUCUGACGGAUUGGGGCACAUGGAGGUUGACGUUGGCACUUCUGGUUUCCAGAUUGAUGUUCCCUCCUACUCUACGGAUCUCUUCUUAUCGGAUGAGUUGUUUGCCCAACAACAGGAAGAUGAAAUCUCCGACUUUAACGUUGACGAUUUCUUGGUCUUGGAUUAGCACCAUUUUCUUAUACUAUUAACACUACAACUAUCAGUAUUUUUAUAAUUAUUAGACGAGGAAUAUUUUUGGCCCAAAAACAGGGGUAGUAUUUUAGUCGUCGUAGUAGUACACUACUAUUUUGGUGAGUGGAGAGAUUCUUCUUGGGUUUUAUUAUUAUUAUUUUUUUUGGGUAUGCAGUAUGUAGUUGUACUUGCCCGGCGGAGGUGGCAGCUGUUGGUUAUGUGGCGGUGAUUGGUCCGCCGUUCUGUUGAUUAUAUUUCCUAAACUGUCCCUCCUUAUUUUGAUAGUCAAACUACGGAGUGUAAUACUGUAAUUACAGCGAGUUUAGCCCAUUUUGUCUCUUGAAAUCUUUAACUUGAUUUUUCUUUGUGUGUAUUUAAAUUUUAUUAAUUUAUUAUUUAGAAGACGCUUUUUAUGUAUUAAAAAAAAAAAAAAAGCUUUUUAUGUUGUAAGUAAUACAGCCGCCAAAUUGUUACUAUUGCUAUAUAAAAAAACACCUCGUAUUCAUCUCAUAUACCCAAAAAGAAAAAUCGCUGCUGUUAUACUAAGCCCUUUUGUGCGACAAAUGUUAGACACAAGUAUCCACGUUCUUGUGCUGCGUUGAAAAUUCAGAGACUGAUAUUUGUCAAGUGGUAAGAGAUAAUCGGUUUCAGAUUUGAGAUUUGCUUAGAUGUCACGCCACGCGUUGAAAAGCAAAGUAAAAGUUUUAAUUAUUGUUAUUACAAAAUCAAAACAAAAUUAAGAAAGAAAAAAGAAUGAUAAUGGUCUCAGUGGUUGAAUAAAUCUUCUUCUGCUGCUGGCAAUGGGCUAAAUGGCUAUAGAUUGACAAAGACAUCGAUGAAUACUAACAAUAAUAAAGUGGAGGCAUAGUUGAAAGAUUCAAACGUUGGAAAUGUGCUCAGAAAAAAAGUAGACGCCGCCCGGCUCCCUCAAUGGCUUCAAAAGGCUUGCACUCACCCCACGCCAUGAGGCAUCGUUGGCUCUUGUCGUCAAUUUUGGGCUCCACCCCCGAUUUCAGAGAUGGGCACGGCUGAUUAGAUUAGAUGCUAUAUUUCCCAAAUCACUCACGCUAUCUUUUUAACUACUAUGUAUCUAAC